Molecule: messenger RNA, 1038 nt
Organism: Eruca vesicaria subsp. sativa (arugula)
Lineage: Eukaryota; Viridiplantae; Streptophyta; Magnoliopsida; Brassicales; Brassicaceae
Source: the annotation of a GenBank genome assembly
AUGAGCAAAAUAAAAACCAUCCACAAUCCCAUUGGGUCACUAGAGAGAUUUUUUGAUCUUCUCUUGAUCUCUCUCAUAGUUUACAUGACACUGAAAGGUGGCACGAGUGGUGCUUGUGCUGCAUGCAAGUACCAACGCAGACGCUGCGCUGCGGACUGCCCACUCGCGCCAUACUUCCCGGCAGAACAACCAAAGCUCUUCCAAAACGUUCAUAGGCUUUUUGGAGUUAGAAGCAUCGUUAAAAUACUCGAGAACCUAGACGAAGUCCAGAGACCCGAAGCGAUGAAAUCGAUUAUAUUCCAGUCUUAUGUCCGAGAUCGUAACCCUGUCCAUGGUUGCCUUGGUAUCACGCAACAACUCCAAUACAUGAUCUGGCUAGCCGAAGAAGAACUCAAAGCCGUUAAUUCACAAUUACAACUCUAUCGCAAUGGUCAGAAUCAUGCUAACCCUAAUAAUAUGAUGAUUCAUGAGAUUGGUGAGAAGCAUGAAGAUCUUACAUCACAGCUUGAUUUGGGAAUGGGACUUCCGGUUAACAAUAAUAACCAAGGUAAUAUAAUACCGUUUUUCAGUCAGGUUUCUGAAGCACAGCUGCAACCUCAGAUGUCUUAUUGCAACGAAUCUAAUAACAAUGACUACAAUCCAAGUCCGGAUUCAAGUAAGGAAAUUCUCAACAAUCAUAAUGCUUCUUUGGCUUGGGGUCAGAAUCAAUUUCCUUAUAAUCAUCAUAACUAUGGAUUCAUCAAUCAAAACGAGCAUUGUAGUGAGACGAAGAACAAUAACAGUGUGAUGGCUAUACAGUCUCAACUUGUUAAUCUUCAGAUGGCAUCAAAUCAACAAGAGGAAGAAGUUGAUGUUGAUCAGAACUAUGAUGAAAUCCAUCAAUUCCUCGAAAUUAUCGAUGAAAGUCAUUCUUUCACGGAAACAAAAGAAGUGUACGCUUCAAGCUCUGGUGAAUCUUUGAAGGAACCUAUAGAUGAAAUAGGAGAGAAGGAGUUGAGGAGGGCGGCCACUUGCUUUAGUCUCACGAGUGUGAAUUAA